ACCAAAGCCCCGCCCCAUCCGUGCCGCUGACAGCGCCCGCGCCCAAUCGGCACGCUCGGCCCUGAGCCCGGGCCAAUCGGAACUCUGGCUCCGCCCCAUCGCUGCGCUCUCCAAUCUGCGCAAGGCACCUCCCCUGCCACCCUGCGGUCAGUCACCAAUCGGCAGUGAGGGCCAGCACAGGAACGCCCCGCCCCUCUUGGCAAUUGAGACUCUGGAUUGGUCAAUUAGCCUGUGACGUAACUCUGCUUCCUCUCUGAUUGGCGUAUCCCUCGCGGGGCUCCUGGCGCUCAUUGGAAGAGGAGGCUGCGAGGGGCGGGCCAGCACGAAUGGUGGAUCGCGCGCGCGAGGGUCUGGAGGAGGCGGCGCAGCCCAGCCCCUGUCCAGGACUCGUGGGGUGAGAGGUUCCCCAUGGAAACGCGUUCAAGGGAAAUUAAGGCGGAGGAUACAAAAGACACUUCACUUGAGGUUUCCGUUACCAGAUGGCGGCUCCGACAGGUGUUGCCGUAGCCUUGCCCUGUGGGGUCCCUGCCGAGUGCUGUCUCCAACCCGGGGGCUGGCUGACCUGUCGCGAAGGGCCGCUAGGCGGUCUGAUGGACGCCAGCGCGUAGAAUCUGCGUCCCUGGGAAAUUGUUCGUCUUUGUGGUCAGCGCCCUGAAGACAUGGAUUUGGAUCAGUUGGACCUGAAUCCCAGAAUUAUCGCCGCAGCGAAGAAAGCCAAACUGAAAUCCACGCAGGAGGUUUUGCACUUUUCUGGACCAGACCUGCAGCGGCUGACCGGCCUCUCGGGCCCCGACGUGCAGCACCUGCUGAGGACGGUCUGCUCGCACCUGCGGGGGGGCAGCCUCUGCACAGCCCUGGACCUGCACCGGCAGAAGGGGCGCUUCCCCGAGCAGCACCAGCGCCUGAGCCUGGGCUGCCCGGUGCUGGACGGGCUGCUCCGCGGCGGCCUGCCCCUGGGCGGCAUCACCGAGCUGGCCGGCCGCAGCUCGGUGGGGAAGACCCAGCUGGCGCUGCAGCUCUGCCUGGCCGUGCAGCUCCCGCGGCGGCUGGGAGGCCUGGAGGCGGGGGCCGUGUACGUGUGCACGGAGGACGCGUUCCCUGACAGGCGCCUGCAGCAGCUCAUCGCGCAGCAGCGGCGUCUGCGGACAGAUGCUCCCGGCGACGUGGUGGAGAAGAUAAACUUUGGCGACCACAUCUUCAUCGAGCACGUCGCCGACGUGGACGCGCUGCUGGAGUGUGUGCGGAGGAAGGUGCCCCUGCUGCUGUCGCGGGGGAUGGUGCGCCUGGUGGUCAUCGACUCGGUGGCGGCCCCGUUCCGCUGCGAGUUCGACGGGCCGGCCUCGGCCUCGGCGCGCAGGGCCCGGGCUCUGCAGGCGCUGGGGGCCGCGCUGCGCAGACUGAGCUGCACCUUCCGGAGCCCCGUGCUCUGUGUCAACCAGGUGACGGAGGCCGUGGAGGAACAGGACACAGCGCCUGGAGCCCCGGAGGAGCGCCUGGCUCCGGCCCUCGGCAUCACCUGGUCCAACCAGCUGCUCAUGAGGCUGGUGGCCGACCGGCAGCGCCCCGAGGAAGCCCCGCGGGGCCGCCCAGGCCGCACCCUGAGGGUGGUCUUCGCCCCCCACCUGCCUCCCUCCUCCUGCUCCUACACAGUCAGCGCCGAGGGCGUGCGAGGGACGCUGGGACCCAGUCCUGCUGACCAGGAAAGCCGCCGCCUCGGCCUCCCAGGGGCACCGGCUCCGGGUCAGCCCUCCUGAGGUCAGCCCGGGCCCCUGGGGCAGCGCCAUCCCCCCCCAGGAGCACCACCCACUGCAGGGCCACGAGGAGCAGUGCCCCCCGCCACAGGCUGCCCCAUUCCCAAGCGGGGGUUUGAAGGGUCUUUUACUUUAGUGUUGUCUCUGCCACCAGCCCCUACUGGGUCGGCCCAUCUGCCAGGAAAACCCGUUCUGGGCACAGGAGACUCCCUUAGAGGCAGGCCCUGCCCGUCCUGGGUGCAGGUGGGCCAGACAGGACCACAGAGGCCCAGCUCGUCGUCGUCGUAGCCGGGGCCUUGCUUCCCAUGAAAGCACCCCCUCUUCCCCCCGUCAGCACAGGUCCUGCCCCUCUGGGUGCAAGUCUGACCAGCUGGUGGUGGGACGCAGGGCCCAGGGGGCCGUGGCUGCCCAGUCCAAAGGCAUGGCCUCCAUCGGGGCAGAGCUGAGUGUGCCUCCACCUCGUCCGCUCCCUGCCCUGGUGCCUCACGCUGCCGGCAUGUGAGUGGGCACAGCUGGGCCCUGGGCCUGUCCCUGUGACUCGCUCUUGGCCAGACAGGCUCUGAGUGAGUGACCCUCACUCCCGCUCCCCAGCCCCCCACCCUGGAGGCGGCGCCUGUACCUCCUGAGAAAGGGGGCACCGAACAGCCGGGGUCCUGCCCCCCCCCCCCCCCCAGCAUCCCAACCCCGGCCGCUGCCGGCUCUGGGGGCCGAGGGAGCGGCCACCCUGGGAUGGGACCGCGCUGUUUGGGCACCUCUCUGUGGCAGGAUGACCCACUGUAAAUGUCAUCACGUUCCCUGCGUGUCCCGUGAGGCGGGGGCGGGUGUGGAAGGGAAGGCGCCCGCAUGAGGAGACCUUUCCACAGAGGUGCAGGGCCGCACAGCGGGAGCGAAGCUUUAUUUUUAUAAUGAAAUACAAACAAUUGCAAACGGU
Myotis myotis is the source of this 2682-nucleotide messenger RNA. RefSeq names its product X-ray repair cross complementing 3 (gene XRCC3). Lineage: Eukaryota; Metazoa; Chordata; Mammalia; Chiroptera; Vespertilionidae. Gene Ontology annotation, biological process: t-circle formation; telomere maintenance via recombination; resolution of mitotic recombination intermediates. The transcript has 10 exons. The record is from RefSeq and is a predicted model, not a curated record. Gene Ontology annotation, cellular component: Rad51C-XRCC3 complex; replication fork. Gene Ontology annotation, molecular function: four-way junction DNA binding; ATP-dependent DNA damage sensor activity; ATP binding. The coding region runs from base 660 to 1754 and encodes 364 amino acids.